AUGAGCUGCAGUCGCCAGCAGGAAGACGCGCACGAUUCGACCAAAGGCAUGCCUACGACUCUGCCAAAGGAUUGUUGUGCGGCUCUUCCAUCAUGCUUAUCGACAUCUGUUCCGUCGAAUACCAACGCCCCGCAUCGACGGGUAAGGUCCAUGGCGGAGACGCUCGAAGAUCGUAACUUCCCGCCCGGCCAACCAACGUUGACGUUCCGCGUAACGGGGGCCUCGUCAGUGGCCCGCUUGGAGCCGCUUCUCCUCGGCCCAGGCGGUAGGAACCAACGGCCAACGAUUUGGUCGCGAUCUCUCGAUAGUGGCGAUGAUGGUGUCCGCGUUGAUUUUGUGUGGGAAACAACCGUGACGAAGCAACAGCAACGACGGCAUCGGGAUGCGAGAGUGCUGAACCGCCUCAGCGGCGCGCAGGUCUUGGAAGAUAAGGCCAAUCUAGUGCUACUCCAGCGGCUCAUGACAGCGCCAACCCUGGAGUCGUACGCCGUCAACGGCCGAAACGCGGUCGCUCGCUGGGCACAACAACGUUUCAAGGAGCAAAAUCUUCCACGAGACCGUCCUCCGCCCCCCCCCUCUACUCGUGAGGCCGGGUAUCCACACGACGAUCAAUUUCUUGCUCGUAAACGUGCUCUAGUCCAAGGGACAUCAGCAGCAACGGAAACAACACAAGAAUCGGAAGCAGUCGGGAAUGGACAUGCAGGCGAGGAGGACUGGUGGUGCGUGAAAGCGGCAGGGGGGAACGGUGGGCUUGACAUCUGGGUGCUGCAUAAGGGGAACUGGAAGAUGGUGACGGAAGCGCUUAGCGAACAUGAGAGCUAUGUUAUUCAGCGGUACGUCGCAAGACCGAUGCUUUGGCAAGGGAGAAAAUUUCACUUCCGCGCAUACGCCCUCCUGCGAGCUGAUAUGUCGGCGUGGCUGUACCGCACCGCGUACAUCCUGUCCGCCAGCCGGCCGUACUCCCUCGGAGGGAACGACAGCCGUGACGACGGCGUGCGAGUGGGGGCCGGUGUUGCGGACAUGCACAGAGCGGCUUUUGCCGACGAGUUUGUGCACAUCAGCAAUUUGGCUGUCAACAAGCACACCGAGGGUCACCCUGGGCAGGUCCCGUGCGACCUCCCUAGCGAGUAUGGUGCUUUGUGGCCGAAAAUGCUGGAGCUUCUAGGAUCUCUCGUUGACGCAGCGACGCCGUUCAUGCAGCACCAGGCCAACCCCAACCAUUUCGAGUUUUUGGGGUUGGAUAUCAUCGCGGACAGCGCCGGAGGAGUCUGGCUAAUGGAGGCGAAUCGGUUACCUGGACUGCAGAGCUCUAAGCAGAACCUCGAGAAGGAGAACGAAGUCUACGACGGGAUGAUGCUGGAUCUCAUCAGGCUUUUGGUGCUGCCUCCGCUCACUGGCUGUUCGCCCGAACAGGGCCUGUUCGAGGUGGCCGCCACACCAGCUUCAGGUGCAAGAGCGCCAUCCACGGAAACGUGGAGGAACGUCAUGCGAUUUGCGGCGUUCAAGCGAUCUUGCAGAACGAAAACACAUCCUUCGUGAUUUUGAUCAUUCGCUCUCCGUGUACGUUUUCUGCGUGUGUGAGCGUGUACGGAAAGAAUCCAGAGAGAGGAGGGGGGGAAUGUGGUUUGUAGAACGAAGGUGGAGAAACAGUGCUUGUUGGCUUCCUCCUGUGUGACCCCGGCCUGUGCCUCUAGACAGACACAUUGAAAGCUGUAAAACGUUAGCAUCCAGUCUGUGGUAGGACGGAUCGGAACUCUUCAGUCAAAAACCUUAAAGACAUCAUCAUGCGGCAGGGAAUCCCGA
This is a messenger RNA of Ectocarpus siliculosus, 1803 nucleotides long. Lineage: Eukaryota; Phaeophyceae; Ectocarpales; Ectocarpaceae. The record is from the annotation of a GenBank genome assembly.